Chrysoperla carnea is the source of this 595-nucleotide messenger RNA. RefSeq names its product UPF0545 protein C22orf39 homolog. The record is from RefSeq and is a predicted model, not a curated record. The coding region runs from base 135 to 584 and encodes 149 amino acids. The transcript is spliced from 3 exons. Lineage: Eukaryota; Metazoa; Arthropoda; Insecta; Neuroptera; Chrysopidae.
UAGAACAUCAAGUUACAUUCAGAUAUAGAUUAUUUAUUAUUAGUUGUUUUUAAAAGUAUUUGUUUUACAUAAAAUAUUUGUUACAUCUAUUGAAAUUAUUGUAAACUUACUUAAGUUAUUCCGUAAAAUAUAUUAUGUCUGAAAAAGAUUUGGAUAAACGAUUGGAGGAAGAUGAAUGGAUGAUUCGACCAUGCCAUGUUUAUAAAGAAGAAUAUUCCGAUUGUAAGAGUAUUAAAGCAAGAUUUCAUCAAUAUUUUAUUUUUGGGGAUACUAUCGAUUGUAGUCAAUGGAAAAAUGAUUAUAAUAACUGUUCAGAUUGGGUUGAUAGAAAGGAUAAAAAAGCUGCUGUAAAAUUAAUUGAAAGCGAAUCUGCACGCCGAAAAGCCCGUUUAGAUGCUCAUGAUAAUAAUACAGUUUGGGAGAAACGAAAGGAACCACCAAGUGAUUGGGCUCGACCGUUACCUGAAUGGAUGGAAAAAGAGCAUAGCGUAUCAUAUUUAGGAAUUAAAUCCAAAGAAUUAGCCGAAGGAAAAGCUUCUCCAAAUGAUCAAUUUCAAAAUAGAACUUUAUGUGUAAUAAUGUAAAAAUAUUUGUA